AUGAUGAUCAUUGUUCAAAAGUUGCGAUCUUUCUUUAUUUAUUCGCUCCUUGUCGUGGUCUUCUGCCUGGGAACCAUAUUGAGGGUGUUCCCUUUUUUCAAGCGUUUUAUCUCCAACGCAAUUGACAGAAUGUUCGGACUAAAGAUUCCUCAGGACGAUUAUUGGGACUCGAUGUUCAGUCGGCAAAUGCUCAGAGGGUUAUGGAGGUUCAUCCUACUAGACAUCAACAAGAAGACAAAACUUGGAGCGAAGGCCUACAACUCUCCCCUUUUCUCCGUGGAUGGCAAGGACUGUUUCCGUCUUUUUGAAAAAUCAAAGCUUGGUCGCCCACUCGUUGUUAAUUUUGGAAGCUCAAGCUGACAACCAUUUCUGACGAAGUUACGCGAUUUUGGUGAAAUUGUUCGCGAUUUUGCCGAUAUCGCUGACUUCGUUAUUGUGUACAUCGAGGAAGCGCAUCCGUCGGAUGGCUGGGCGCUCAAGGUUGGUGUAUAAGUGUUUAUCCUCAAAUAUUUUAACGAUAAACUUGGAAAAUAGUUGGUACUAUUUCAAAAUGUGGUCAUAACAUAGCGGUAUGAACUAAAUAAUGUGGCUUAUUUCCAGUGAAACAUACUGCGUUCUGCAGUGGAAAUUCAACGUCGAGUUUUAUACCGGUUCCUUGCUACCUUUCUCAGUGGUACUCAGUUGAUUAAAAUCGGAAGUAUGUCUCAAAUAUUUUUACCGGUUUCUCGAAAUCUUACAAUUCGCCGAACUAGUGAUAAAGACAUCCGUUGUCCGUAAUCAUAGUUCCGCUAAUCCUGUUUCCGUCUCGCUCUUAAAUAUGGAAAAAUUCUCUGGGUACAUCUGAUUCACGAAAGCUCCACAACUCUAAUACGAAACUCCUUUUUGGUUGAUUUCUUGUCGUUCUCUACCAAAACUAUGAAGUUGGCGAUUGCUUUUGUAAAAUCGGAACUAAGUUUGCAUAUACAGACACUGUCUUUGCGGCUUUUCUGUGUCCGAACGUGCAUGUUUUCCUUACGUCUUACUGAGAGCGACUUAAAAUUUCUCAAAUGCUAAUAUUUUGAAAAGGUAUUCUCCAUCAACUAAAUCUCCGACGGCGAUACGAUCUCGUUGCGUAAACCGAACUUCUGGUCAUCUCAAAUUAGGAUCGAUGAUUCUCUUUAUUGUAACCGACUCUCUGUCAGUCAGGAUUUUCAACUAAUUAGCGCCUUUUGGGAAAUUCUCUUUAACCAAGCUCGACAUCGAUAGUUUGAAAUUUGAUUGGUUUUCAGGAAGACAUGUAAUGAUUUCAUUUGUCAUGUGUCAGUUCAAGAUGACCUAAUUCGGUGUAGAUCAAGAAAAGUAUUCUAAUGACAAAAUUAAUUGCUCGGUGUUCAAACAUUCAUAAAUGGAUUGAAAACGGUGACUUAAGUGUGCAUUAGAAAACUGUGAAUACUUGUGUAUUAAAAUGCAGUGAGGCGACCAGAAUGCUUGGCGACAUGACACGUGACGUUAUUUAAACAAUAAUAAUAUUCAAAUAUUUUUGGUAUUAGAUCACCCCGAUUAAAAAAAAAAUAAUAUUAAAAGGAUGAAAGACAAUAAUGAUAAUUAACAAACUUGAUAUCUAGGAAGAUAAUUUAGGCCUAUUAAAUAAAAACACUCUAUAACUAACAGUUACCUACGAUCUGCUAAAGACUCCAUUUUUCGUGGUUUCUGCCUUAAAGCCCUCUGCUAGGGUUAUCGCAAUUUUCUUUUGCUAAUCUUACAGUUUAUCUUAGCCCCUCACCGCUCUCGUUAUCAAUGACAUUGGUAAAAGAAUUUAUACCCCCAGCUCCAAUUAUCUUGAACAGUUUUUGGAGAGAUUUGCGAUAUGGCUGCGAAUCUUAUCUCGCGCUCAAAUGAUAGAGGUUUAUCACGAACCAUGCUCGCGAUUUCCCAAUUCAGAGUUUAAAUCAGCAUUCCACUCCCAUGUUCAUGAUGUCUAUGUUAAGAAAUGCCAAAGUAACCUUGCCCUUUAUUACGCAACUCUUUCUAGUCGUAAAGUUUUGACGCCCCUCUUUCCUUUUGGGUGGCCAUUUGUAAGAGACAGAUCGAUGCCAGGUUAUCUUGUUGCAAAUUUCUUUCAGAGUUUAUCUGUCUGGAAAAGCUUUCAUAGUUAAGCUGUAUGUUUUCGAGCUUCGGCAUUUAUUGAUGAUGCAAAUUGACAGAGACAAGGAGAACACAAGGAGCAGGAGGGGAGAAAAAUCCCCCAAACGUAGCACCAGAGAAGCAAAAAAAAAAAGGAGAAAAAGGUUGUCGAUGGGAGAAUAAAAUGGUCGAAAAGAGUUUUAAAAGGAUGGAGAAAUAGUCAACAAAUAUCCACCGAAGUGGAGGUGGUUAGUGGUUGAUAUUCACCGAACCGCUAGGCGGCCAGGUAAACAUUCACUGAUAGCCACCGAUACAGAGGUGAAUAAUUGUUUUUGUAUACAUCAAAAUGCUGCGAUAACGUAGCGCAAAAGCAUGAUUUUAACUCGUAUACUCCUGCAACGAUUAUCACGCUGUUUCGGAUGCGAAUCCCGUGCGAGUUAUUUGGAGGUGGAUACCAAAGGAUAUUCGGAGUUUGAUUGGCCAAUCAGAGUUUAUACUGAUAUAAGACAUAUUUCCACGGCUGCAAAGCUCAUACUUUCCUCAGUGCUUUAAGGUCAAACUUGAAUCACUGAGGCUUUUUUUUUUACCGAACACAGUGCACAGUAACCCUAACCCUAAUAAUUGCUAUUACAUAAGCAUUGACAACUAUAGCUCAUUCACAGGAAACUGGCGUGAUUGUGCCCAAGAGGAGUUUUAAGUUUUUUUUAAAAUGGCUGGUAAAGCUAUUGUGUUUUGUCUGCGGUUUGUAAAAGUUGAAAUAGAAUAACAGCUUUGAAAAAAAUUUACCAGACCACAUUAUAAGCAAAAGUAGAAGAAUUAUGACUAAUCCUUAGGAAAAAUAAACUCUUUCGUGCCGGGGCGUUUAAUUAAUGAAAACAAUCAUUAAUUGGCUAAUCCACGGCAAUCGCAGUUGCUCUAGUGAUUUGCGCCUGCUGGUUUAGGUUCGAGACCUGCUGGGAACGAGUCUUGGCUGGUCGGUUGAGUUCUGCUCACGGAAAAGACAAUGAGUUUUUAAAAAAGCUUUUGACUGCCUGUAAAACCCGACAGACAAAAUACCAGAUUUACGUUCAAUGGAUUAACAUACUCUCCAAGAGGGAUGCCAAUGAUAUCACUCACCUUAUGCGACAGAGAACGAGAAACCGCGACAAUCAAUUGCCCAGUAGGCUCGAAAACUUGAAUUAAUUAAUUACUUUUUCGGCAUUCAAGUGUUAUGAGUGGUUGCUUUUGAAAGUUACUUCAUAUGCAUGUAACGGUGAAUUGGACCUCGUACUCACCAGCAGGGAUUACAUAGCUUCCCACAGACCAUUACAGGAUAUCCCACUUGAACAAGAGAUUCUUUAACUAAGAAAUAUUAAGCAAGGCCUUCUCUGUCUCAAAGCUACAGAAGAGUGCUUAUGGUAUGAACGCCCCUAAAAAUAUCAUUUCUUUUGUCUUCCUCCGCAUAAAAGAGAUGUAUGAAAUUAGGCUUUGAGAGGUAGAUCAAAGAUCAAAGAGGAUUGGACGCAAAAACGGAACUUUUCGGCUAACGUGCAGCUCGAUUAGCCCGAAAGAUAAACACCCUGUUGUUUAUCGUUUACACGCAAUCUAAGGGCGUUUAUGAUUUAAGAUCUAUCGUAGAUAACAAGCGGAAUUAAAACCAUACUCAUGAAUUUUUAUGGGCUCAGUUGGUUCAAGAGAAGAACUAUGGAAGAUUUUAAGCUCAAUUGUUGAAUAAGAAAGAUGGCUCUGGUAAGUAAGUGAAAAACAUAGCGCUCCGAGUCUAGCUAUCACUGAGCCACAGAGAACUCGAUGGAAAAUUAGGCCAUAUGCUAUAAGACAAGAUCUUUUCUUUCUCCCACUCUUACAGUAAAACAAAAGACAUCUUUCUUUGUUGAUAUUACGUGCUGUUAGAUUCGUAGAACAUUGUAACCAAGCCCUUUCCCAAAGAUAACUUAGGAUUCUUAGUCGGGUUCACAAUUUGAAAAAAAGUCUCUUCAACACUAUGUUUAUACUGACAGAUAUUUCCGCACUGGUUAACAAAAUCUUCAACUGCGAUGUUUGAAAGGCUGACUUAGGCUCAGUGAUGAGAACUUGACGACUAUACUCAAUCCUGAACCAAAAUCCACUUGUAGCAUUAGACAGAACUUAGGGAGGGAGAUUUUGGGGUCAAAAUUAGAGAGCGGAAAUCUUACUUGAACCCUCGACACUUCAUCCCCUUAUAGAGGGCCUUUUACAAAAUUACCAAAGAUUCCAAAGCAAAAAAAUAUCCUAAAUAUCUGUUGAGAAAAUAGUUGGAAACUAGUUGGAAAGAUCCUCACUCGCGUAUGCCAUUAGUGUAGAACGAAGAUAAUCUUAUUCUACCACGAACUUGGAUGAAAAAACCGGCCAGUUUCGGUUUUCCGCCUUUCUAUAGAAAAGUCAAACAUCACGUACAUUUUAAGUUGACAGUGAACAUACGUAUAGUUUUAUCUCAUGCGUAGUCAUUGUUUAAGUGUGCCUCUUGAAACAAAAGCGAAAAAAUAUGUAUACAAAUUGAUUUAUCACGAAAAUUACGCGGAUUUCAUAUCUUGCUGAGUCAAUAUCAUCAGUUCUGUUCUUGACAUGAAUAUAGUCGCACCUGCAAUAAGUGGCAGCGUAUUAAGCGGCCAUUCUGUUUUAAGCAGUCGGUUGCCAAAGUCCCGAGUUUGUUUCUCCUUGAUCACUGUAAUUUUCACUUCUAUUAAACGGUCACCUCUAUUAUGCGGUCGCGUUACACUUCGCUGAGUCCAAACGGCCUUUUUCUCUUAUCUUUCACCUGUAUUGAACGGUCAAUUAAAGCCGAACCACUCAAAUAAAACUAAGAAUAAUCUUUCAAGUAAUUUUUGACCAUGUUUUUUCCCAAAAUCAAACUGUAAGUAGUAUUUUUGAGCGAGAUUCUGAACACUAAGUGGCGUAAGGUGGCGUUGUUUAUCGUUUUUCUGUAGUAACCCCUAACCGUAUUGAGCGGUCACCUUAUCAUUCCCCAUGAGUGACCGUUUAAUACAAGUUCGACUGCACAAAGCUUAACUUGUAUUUUUCCAGUGCUCUGGAAAAUUAACUUAAAGAAAGAAAUGAAGCAUCGAGGUUUAUACGACCCUUGAACUUUCAAGAUUUUUGUGAUUAGUAAUUCGGCCCUGUAAGUGCUACACAUUUCUUUUUUGACGAGUUAGGAGAAUUUCAUGUUAAAUGGAAAUGUUACCUUUUGGCUGAUGAAUGGUUUGCCUUCUUUUCAUCGCCCGGGAAAUGUACGAAAUUGCGUGGAGAACCUAAAUGUCAAUCACUUCUGAAAGCACAAGGGGUUUUAAUUCGAUGGAGCCGAAAAUUGAAAUUUCAGCACAAUUUUUCUUCUAACCGAGUAGUCGAGUAGGAAUUGUUCAAUAAUGAAUCUUUGCUGUGAAGUCUGGGAAAAAGUUGCGCGGAAACCUCUUCUCACCCCUAAGUUUAGCAAAGAACAAGGAACUUUAUUAUUUUAUUGACAGUGGACUAGCAGUAUCCGUAUAAAAUGCGGGAUGCACUUAUUACUGGAUUUACUCUUUUCUUUUCUCCUAGAACAACUAUAACAUUCCGAAGCAUCGAACGCAAGCUGAAAGAUGCGCGGCAGCCCAGCUUCUUCUAUCCCAUAAUCCACCGUGCACCGUCACAGUGGACACAAUGCUAGACGCCGCUAACCUAGCUUAUGGCGCAAGCCCAGAAAGAUUUUAUAUCAUCCGGGACAGUAAAAUAGUCUACCAGGGAGGGCCCGGGCCCAUGUCAUACAAUGUAAAUGAAGUAAGAGCUUGGCUGGAGAAUUACGCUGGAAAGCUCUCAAGUAAAGCGCGAGGAGAAUGAUGCAGCUACCAAACGAACGUCGUUAAAUGUGGAGUAUAUAUUUUAAACAGCCAGUCAUGGCUCGUUUAAUAGUGUGAAUCAAAAGAGUUUGUGCCCAGAGGAACGAUAGCCCAUCUCAGAAAUUCUAUCCGAUUAUAAUUAUCCAAUCAAUAGUGGGGCGAGCCUUUCCUAGAAUGACCGGAAAGUAGGAAACGAGAACGGUACCAAAAAAACUAUAUUUAUACCGUCGAGUCUUACUUGCCAAGUGCAAUUGUCAAAAAUUCAAAAGGUUUACGUGAUAGACUUAAGCAAAAAAUCCUUGUUACACCACGAUAUGAGAAGGAAACCUUGCUAGAGCAAGAAUUUGUUUUAAACAUUUCAAGUCUCCUUGUCAUCAAAUGUCGUUCUCGAAUUGCAUAUUUCAGGAAAUUUAUUAUUAUAAUCGUCAUCAUUAUUAAUAUUAUUGAUAUUAUUAAGAUUAUUACUAUUAUCAUUAUUAUUUUCACAGAAAGGAAAUUUCUCAAGGGGCAAUUUGAACGGGAAAAAUUGUUGCUCAAAGAAGAGUCAUUUAUCGGGGUAGCGAAACUCCGAGCUCUGCGGGUUUUCGCCCUGCGCUGGUCAAUCGUUCCUCUGGUCUGUAUCCUCUCUGUAAGGGGUUCUAAGAGUGCUGUAGGUUUUAAAUAUGAGCAGUUAGCUUUUAAAACUGCUUCAAGACGGAUUAGUAGUUUGGCGUGAAAACUAGCCAUGACUUAUUUCUCGGAUUUCGAAAAAAUUAAGAGGUUAAUAUUUUAUUUAGCAAUCGUAUUCAGAGUUGUAGAUAUUUAACACAUUACUAUCAUUUCCUAUGGUUCAAUACUCGUUUCCCCUCAAAAUUUGUUUAUGUUCACAAUGGCUUAAGUAUUUGCUGGUAUUAUUGGGGAAAAGGCGAAGACUACCAAGUUCCUUAAGCUACAGCAAAAACCGAUCGAAUUGAUAUGUCCAGAUGUUAAGAGACUGCUACAUAAUAAGGUGAAAAUUAGUCAAUUUUAUAGACGGAAAAAUUGGAAAUAUUGCGUUACUAAUUUUAUACCAGGAAGAAGCGCAUGACAAUAUUAGAAUUCCUAGUUAAUGAUUGAAAAGAAAUCUGUAGCUAACAGUUUGAAAUGAUAGGAAAAACACCAACGAGACACGACAUAACCGAUGGGGUAUGAGGAUUAAAAGAUCUUUUUUUGUUAGAGGAUGGAGGAAGGGAGAGGGACCGUUCAAUAUGGGGAAAGUCAUUAUAUUUUAUGCAACCCAAAAGGGCAGAGCCACAAAUAUUUAAGGGCUUUAGGGAUGGCCAUAUCUCUUUUGGAUCAAAUUAGGGGAAGGGUUACAGUUUUUUUCUGCAAGAAGUAAUUUAAGGGAUAUAAAAAACUGCAUCCGGUGUAGAAAAAAAAAAGAAGAAAUCUCCCCCCUCCUUCCUCUCUCAUCUCCAAUAAAUGACAGGUCCCUGCCUGAUUAAAUUGAAAAUGACUGCAAAAGGGGAAAUUUAACGAAUCAGGAAGUAUUUUCAACGCGAGUCAUACUUCCAAUCUUUAGCCCCUUGACUUUUGAGAUCUGAUUAUUUAUUCAUCUAACUUAUGUUGGCACAUCUUCUUGUUGGUUUGUCUAGAGAAUCUGGUGUUAUAUCAAAACAAUGUCUCUUAAUAUUACCAAUUUUCUUUUUAUAUUUUCAUGACCUGUCUUCUUAACUGUGUAGCCAAAUUGUCAGGAGAAGAUAAGCUGUGAUCACUUGGUAGUAAAAAAGGUUACGUCAAAUCGAUAUAUCAGCAAUACGAUGGCUAAAAAA
Pocillopora meandrina is the source of this 7717-nucleotide messenger RNA. The record is from the annotation of a GenBank genome assembly. Lineage: Eukaryota; Metazoa; Cnidaria; Anthozoa; Scleractinia; Pocilloporidae.